AAAAAGCCAGGCAAUCAAGACAAAAUAAAUAACUACUGAACACAUGGGCUUAAAUCUGGUCUUGCAUCCACAGAGGCCCCUCACCCUUCCCGGUUCCUUUCCCAAUGCUUCAAGUAGAUGGAGCAUGUUGGACACAAUCCGGACAUCCCUGACUGAUCCGUAAACCUUUUAUUGCUCCUUGUUAAUCUCUGAGAGCAUACUUUUAAUUCAGUUGCCUUGUCUCGCUUCGUAUGUGAGUUUCAAAAAUAAGGAACAUGAUGUUUUCCACCACACUGAUUGAUGAAGUCAUGGCCCAACCAUUCUACUCUCUGGAUGACGGAGACUGCUUUGAUCCACAGUCCAAGCGAGAUGCUCUGUCAAUACCACACGCCAUUCAAAAUGAUAACCAGCAAGAGAUGGUGGAUAUGAAUACGGGCUGUCUCAACACUGGGCCCGAGAUUGACGCCAAAGGCCGGGGUUCGACAAGACGCCGGAUUCAAGUCGCAUGUCAACGGUGUCGAAAAAGAAAGAUCAAAUGCAGUGGUGAUGCAGGAGACGGUCAAGGCUGUUCCAACUGUCGGAGCUCAGGAAACCAGAACUGCCAGUUCUUAAGGGUCAACUCUGCGGUAGUACAGACGAAAGUCUCCAGUUGGCCGUAUCCAACGAACACUAUAAUCAACCCAUCUCAAAGGCCAGGAGCACCAGAUUCUCAACCCGCUUUUAGCUGGCAAUCCUUUGGACUUGACGCCACCAACCACGAGGAUGGGGGCCCAGCUCCUUAUAACGCACCGUCCUCCACCUUUCUAUUGCCAAACUCACCUCAAGGCGUUAUGGCGGAGUGCUGUGGGUUAACAUGGAACGCCAAAGCCUGGAGCUCAGGCAUUCAAAGUGGUAGAGCUGCAAAUGAGGCAAUGUUCGGGGGCAAUUAUGGGGAAAACCCCUUGGCCCUUUCAGGUUACCUGUUUACCGGACAGGGGACUCAAUCAACGGAGAUAUCUCCAAUUGUUCCUACGCAAGCAUCCUUGACAUUUCCCAUCCAGGGAGCGGAGCGAACGCUUCCCACCCCUUCUAACCGGAAUCCAUUCCAAGGGAAUGUAGGCGGACUAGUCGCGUCUCCUAACGCUCUCGCUGGACUGCAGUCUGCCCAGGAGUACAAAUCAGGUAAUCAUUGGAUGCAGAAAAACGACCCCCGCACGCCUAUGCAGCCGACGUCGAAUAAGUCUUUCAGCACUCGCACGGUAAACAGAGCAAAGCUGAUUCCAUCUGGUGCGCAGGACAUAGUCUUUGGGGUCUUGCCAAUAGCUACGACAAGUGCAGUUUCCCCUCUGAUGCCCUCGAGUGGAGCAUUUACAGGCUUGAUAGCCGCGACAGACUCGGCGGAUGAGUUCCGCAGCAGUAAUGACGGUCGACUCAGGGCAUUCUCGCGUGAUAACACGCGGAUGCUGUCGCUUACAGAAUAUGGCCCGGAUAGCUAUGGAUACAGCACCAGUGAAAGAAGUGGCAGAAGUCGUUCAGAUGUGGGCAACGCCAGCUCUGUUGCUACAUUGAUCAAUGGCUUGCCAUACAUGCGGCCGAAAAAUCCAGAUCCAAUUUCUCAAAUGAACCCCCUCACGACAGACAGCCUCACAGGGAGUUACGGAGCAUCAACCGAGACACACCGCACACCAGUCUCUGCUCUAAGUAACUCGAGUGGGUUUUAAUCCAUCGACUUGCGGUUCAUUCAGACUUGGUGUCGGGCGGAUUGAUCAUCCAUAGAGGAGGUUGCUGUGUACGAACCAUUCCGAAAAAAAAAGAAAGAAAAAAAGAGAAACCCCCC
Aspergillus ochraceoroseus IBT 24754 is the source of this 1795-nucleotide messenger RNA. RefSeq lists its product as uncharacterized. Bases 255 to 1679 code for a protein of 474 amino acids. Gene Ontology annotation, molecular function: zinc ion binding; DNA-binding transcription factor activity, RNA polymerase II-specific. Gene Ontology annotation, biological process: regulation of DNA-templated transcription. Lineage: Eukaryota; Fungi; Ascomycota; Eurotiomycetes; Eurotiales; Aspergillaceae. The record is from RefSeq and is a predicted model, not a curated record. The transcript is spliced from 3 exons.